Molecule: messenger RNA, 3972 nt
Organism: Ornithorhynchus anatinus (platypus)
Lineage: Eukaryota; Metazoa; Chordata; Mammalia; Monotremata; Ornithorhynchidae
Gene: ABTB1
Product: ankyrin repeat and BTB domain containing 1
Exons: 12
Coding region: 154-1587 (477 amino acids)
Cellular component (GO): cytoplasm; ubiquitin ligase complex
Molecular function (GO): protein binding
Source: RefSeq, a predicted model, not a curated record
CCCGCAGUGUUUACACCGGCGGCGGGAGGACGAGGAAGCGGGGCCGCCUCUGUUGCUACAUCUCGGUCACCGGCCCGGCCCCUCGCUCCUCCUCCUCCCCCCGCCUCUCUGCGGUCGCCCCUCUCGGUGUCAGGUCAAUGAGCGCCCCGGGCCAUGGACACCAGCGACCUCUUCACCAGCUGCAAGAAAGGAGACGUCUGCCGAGUGCGGUACCUUCUGGAGCAGAGGGAUGUGGAAAUAAAUGUCCGGGACAAAUGGGACAGUACCCCUCUAUACUAUGCCUGUCUGUGUGGGCACGAGGAGCUUGUGCGCUACCUUCUGGCCAAUGGUGCAAAAUGUGAGGUGAACACCUUCGAUGGGGAGCGCUGCCUGUACGGAGCACUGAGCGAUGCCAUCCGACGCGAGCUGAAAGAGUACAAGCAGAUCACUGCCAAGUCGAUGAAGCGGGAUUACUAUGACGACUUCUUGCGGCGGCUCCUGGAGCAGGGUUACCAGAGUGACAUCGUCUUCAUCGUGCAUGGGAAACCCUUCUGGGCCCACCGCUGCGUCCUCAGUGCCCGCAGCCCCUACUUCGCCGAGAUGUUCGAGACCAAGUGGAAGGGAAAGAGUAUGAUAGCCCUCAAGCACCCACUGAUCAACCCUGCAGCCUUUGGCUCCCUCCUGCAGUACCUGUACACAGGUCGCCUUGACAUUGACGUGGACUACGUGAACGACUGUAAAAGGCUGGCAAAGCAGUGCCAACUGCAACAGCUCAUCGAAGACCUGGAGAUCAAAUGCAAGAAGGUGUAUGAGUUUGUGGCCUCCAAGCCGGGGACCUGCGUGAAGGUGCUGACCAUCGAACCCCUCGCCAACUGCCAGCUCCAAGAGGACCUGGCUCUACUGGCUGACUGCGCGCUGCCCCCUGAACUCCGGGUGGGCUUUGGUGAGCUGCCCUUCGACAGUACCGACAACUUCAGCAGCUGUCCUGAUGUCUGCUUCCGGGUGGCCAACUACAACUUCUUGUGUCAUAAGGCCUUCUUCUGUGGCCGCAGUGACUAUUUCAAGGCCCUGCUGGAGGAUCACUUCUGUGAGAGCGAGGAGCUGCAGGCCCAGCCCGACAUCCCCGUGGUGACAUUGCACAACAUCUCCGAGGACAUCUUCAUCCGCGUGCUCUACUACAUCUACAGCGAUGAUACCGAGCUCUCCCCGGAGAACGCCUAUGAGGUGCUGGGAGUGGCCGACAUGUACUUGCUGCCUGGCUUGAAGCGCUUGUGUGGGCGGAGCCUGGCCCAGGUCCUGGAUGAGGACAACGUGGUGAACAUCUGGAAGGUGGCGAAACUCUUCCAACUGACCCGGCUGGAAGACCAGUGCACUGAAUACAUGGCCAAGAUCAUCGAGAAGCUGGUGGAGCAGGCCGAGUUUGCGGAGGCUGUGAAGGAGGAAGCAGAGGCGGUGGCUGAGCGGCAGGAGACGGACUCCAUCCCCCUGGUGGAUGACAUUCGUUUCCAUAUCACCAGCAAUGUCCAGACCUACAGUGCCAUCGAGGAGGCCAACCAGAAGCUGGAGGCCCUGGAAGGUCUGCUGGCUAACAUCGGGCUCGAGUGCUGAGGACCCCGGGCGCUUCCCGCCUUCCCUCGCUUAGGGCCUGGCAUAUCCCUUGGUCGAGAGUGGACCAACGCCCACAACCCCAGGCCCGGGUCUCUCCUUGGACUCCAGCUUCACCUGCUUCCACUCCCCUCUUUCUGGCCAGGGUGGACUACAGAGAGGAAGGCUUCUGGGCCGUCAGAGGGAGAAUUUCCCCAACCUCACCGCCCCUUCUCUUCUGCCUCCCCCCCACCCCACCCCGGACUGAUUUUGGAAUACCCUAAUGUGUUUCGGGAGGGUGGGGAACACUUGGGUUGCUGCAUCCUUACUGGAAGCUAAAACUCUGGUUAAAAAUGCGGGCAUUGAAAUGGAUAGCUUGUUUUACUGGUUGGGGAUGGGAGAAGGGUGGGGUGUGGAGGUGUGUUCUCCCCGCUCUCCCCACUCAAAUCAGGCUGAGAAAGUGAGGAGGGGUUCAGAUGUUUUGGGGCCCCGGCCUGGCUGCCUCUCUGUGCCCCCAUCCGCCCCGGGAGGGGUCAAGGGCGGGCAUGUUCUCCACCUCCAAGGCCGGGUCACCUCCCUCCUAGCGACCUCUGCUCCUUGGGCUCCUCACAGAGGGGAUCUCGUGAGCGAGGCCUCCCCACUGCUGUGCUGACAGCCAAGCCCCCCUGCUCAGCAUUUUAGUGAGCCCCUCCUGGGAGGGGAGGCCCAACUGCUCUCCCCAGGGCUCUCCGUCUUGAGGACCUCUGCCUUCCACCAGACAAGAAAGAUGCCUCUCCCCAGACAGCUCUCCUGAGGUUACCCUUCCCUUUCUUGGGGCAGGAAAACUGUCCACUGCAAGGGGACGAGAGGGUUUCUGCUGCCUUCCUUCCUGCCCCCGCAGGUGGACAAGGGGCAGGCCCUCCCCUUCUCAUUUGGGGGAGCCGUUCCACGGGGGCCCAAGUUGCCGGGGCUGCACCUGGAGGCCCCCAUCCCAGGGAACCGAGCCUGAGCCGGGGACCCAGCCGUGGCGUCGCCCGCCGGGCCGGAUGGCGGAGGCUGCCCCCCACGGUUGCCUGGCAGGCGGGAGGAACAUCCACGGAGCUGGGCAGGGGGCCAGGACCGGAAGGGUGCCAGGGGAGGAUGGCAACCCAUUGGCUGGGCUGAGUGCCCAGCCUGGGAAUAGCAACAGGGCUGAAGGUCAGGAGAGUGGCUGACAGAGCCAAGGCCUGGCACCUCGAAGGGUUUGGCCACCAGCCGCGAGGGCCGGGGAAAGGCUACCUAUUUGCAUAGUAACGGCGGCCACUUGAGGGGAGAGAGCAGGGUGUUUGGGGGGGUGGGAGGGUGCCCUAGUGGGGUAACCGGACUGGGGCCUGGGCUGAGUUUCUGGCGGCGACUGCCUCUGUCUCCAGGGGUGACUCACGCGGGUGCAGUUGGGCUUUGACUAGUAAUCGUGAUAAUGAUAUUAAACGAGUGCUUACCGCGUGCCAGCCAUUGGAGUAAACGUGAGAACCAGCUCGGAUGCAGUCCCUGCCGACCCGGGGCUCUCAGGAGGGAAGGAGAGCGGGUAUCUCGCCCCGAUUUACAGAUGAGGAAACCGAGGCCCAGAGGGGUUACGUGAUUGGCCCCAAGUCGCCCAGCAGGCUAGUGGCCGAGCUGGGAUUAGAACUCAGGUCUCUGGCUCCCAACCCCAUGCUCUCUCUCCAUUAGGAAUCACCGAAGCCCCCAAAGAAUCCUUUGUCCCGUCGAACUCCACCCACCCCAAGAUGCACAAUCCCAGCUAUAUUCUCCCCCGGCCCCCACCGACCAGGGUCCCCGUGUGGCUUUCCUGUUAGCCCCCAGCCCCUCACCAAAUUGUUAUUUUGGCUGAUUUAUUUUCUCCAUCCCUAACACUCACGGGUCCUAUUGGCGACAUCGCUUUUCCUGUCACCGCCACCCUGCCGCGGAGCCGGGUGCCAGGGCCGGAUCAGGGUGGGGAUGUGCGGAGAGCAGAUGGUGGGUGGGGGGAUGAGGGAGAUAGCGCCUCCCCACUCCCUCUGCUCCGCCCAGCCCCCCGGCUUUGCAACUCCAGAACCCCCAGUGAAUGUGGCGAUGGCUACGUCAGCCCGUCCCCUCCCUCCCAAACUGUGGACCCAGCCCCCAGUGUGGAAAACCCUUUUACGUCCCAAUCCUGACAUCGUUUCAGACCAGACCCAGAAUGCCCUUUCUCCCUCUCUCUCCUAGCCCCCCUUUCCCAGAAAGAGAUCUGGGUUUUUCACCUUCCUUCCCUACUCCUCUAUGUGGGAAUGUGGCCCGCCUGUCCCCGUCUCGUUCCUCGAGGCAAAGACGGUCCAGGUUUCUAGAGCAGCAAUAUAGUCUAAUCUCCACUAUUUAAAAAUAAAACAGAGGAGCAUGUGUGCAGCAAUAAAAAUAUAUUUCACUAUGAUUAUCUCA